UUAAAAGAGUAUAUCUUUCAAUAUAUCUUUUAUAGUUUCUUUAUCACUUUAACACUUUACUUGAUAGUUUGAAAUUAAUUACGAGUAAUUAUCCACAUCUUGAGGCCUGUUCUGGUAUCUUAAAGUCCACUAGUCGGCUUGUAUCUGACAGAUGCUAGCCACAGCAUCCGUAUCUGGUGGUGCAAAAUGCAAAUUGGUGCGCCUCGCUUUUGUUGCCCGGAGAUUUAUGCACUUCGCCGGAUCCGAUUCGCCGAUUAACCGAUUUGCUGAUUUGUGGCUAGAUUCUGUGAGAAUGCGAUGGACUGCCGAUAUAUAUAAGUUGGAUCGAGGGGGACUGCCAGUUGUAGUCGCCACCCGUCAUCCAAGAUGCCAUCUGCUCCGUCUCCACUGCUGUUGCUCCCCCUUCUGAUACUCGCCCAGUGCCUGCUGGCCGCCACCCAGGUAGCUCCUCCACGGCUGGAUCUCCAGACCCCCAACUUUGAUGGCGAGAGCUUCGAGAGAUUCGACGGCAAUGGCCGGGAAAAUAGCGCCGAGAUGCGGGAGCAGUUGAAGCAGUUACUCGGCGAGCAGUUGGCCAACGCCUUUGCCCCACUGGCGACCACGCCCUUUUCGAACCUGGCCCAGCGGCAGCCUGCGAUUGUGGCACCCACCUCCGGGGAGGCGGCCAGGGCCCAGUUUUCCGGAGAAAGCACAUCCUCGGAGGAGGCGGAGGCGGAGGCGGAGCAUGAGGAGGAAGAGGAGUCUCCGGAGGAUGACAGCUCCAGCGAGGAGGAACCAGCAAAACCACCAACUCCCCAACCAGCUCUACCCCCUCAGCUGCCCCAGCCAGUGGGCACAGUAGAUCCCAAUGAAGACCAGGAUCCAGAACCUGUCGAGGACUACAAUGCCUGGCGGGACAACUUCUACGACCUCAACGAGGAUGGCAGCUAUAUCUUUGGUUACGCCCUUCCCCACGGCGUCCGUCGCUGGGAGAGAGGCUACUUCCCCGAGGAUCAUCACGGCCAGGUGGUGGAGGGCUUCUACGUCCAGCCCCGUCAUGUGGCCCAUGGACUCAGAUACGAACUGCGAUGCUAUCGAGCGGAUUCCGAAGGCUACCAUCCACUUCCAGUGGAAUUCCUGAGAAAUGCCCCCAUUGUCCGGCGGGAUGAGAGACCUCAGGUCGAUUGCUUCAAUAACUUCGUUGGCAGGCGACUCUAAAACGAGCUACCAACCGCCCGUCCACCCGCACCAAAUCUUCAGACCCGGAAACAGCUACAGACUAGCUCGCCUAACAUAGACCCUUCCAAGUCGAAAUCCGUGUCAUU
Molecule: messenger RNA, 1304 nt
Organism: Drosophila ananassae
Lineage: Eukaryota; Metazoa; Arthropoda; Insecta; Diptera; Drosophilidae
Exons: 4
Coding region: 367-1197 (276 amino acids)
Source: RefSeq, a predicted model, not a curated record